This is a messenger RNA of Salvia splendens (bonfire salvia), 995 nucleotides long. Its product is annotated as HVA22-like protein k. The transcript has 8 exons. Bases 185 to 787 code for a protein of 200 amino acids. NCBI's taxonomy places the organism in Eukaryota, Viridiplantae, Streptophyta, Magnoliopsida, Lamiales, Lamiaceae. The record is from RefSeq and is a predicted model, not a curated record.
GUCACACUCCCUUACAUUCUGAUAAUUUUCUUUCAGAUUUUUAUUUGAAUAAUUUCAAAUUGCAAACGAGAGAGGUUUCCCUGUCAGAGCUGGGUAUUGAAAUUGCGUGAGCACUCUAGUUUGUAUGUAUCGCGGUGUGUUUCCUGCGGAGAUUGACUAAUAGGAAUUUUGUGAAGAAUUAAGGAUGAAUUUCCUUGGAUCCAGCAUCUCCUCCGACGUCGGGCUGCGAUUACUUCUCUGUCCCCUUGGUUCCAAUAUUGUAGUUCGUACAGCAUGCUGCUCUGUGGGGGUUGUCUUACCUGUUUAUUCUACAUUCAAGGCCAUUGAGUCGAAGGAUCAAGAUGACCAACAUAAAUGGCUUGUAUACUGGGCUGCAUAUGGAUCCUUCACUGUUGCUGAGACCUUCACUGAUAAGCUUCUCUAUUGGUGUCCUUUCUACUACCAUUUAAAGUUUGCAUUUCUUGUCUGGCUUCAACUGCCAUCUGUUGAGGGGGCAAGUGUGUUGUAUACGAAUUAUCUGCGGGCUUUCCUCCAGAAACAUCAGGCCAGGCUUGAUCAAAUUGUGAUUUUCUUCCGUAGUGAAAUGGUGAAAUUUGCGAGUAAACAUGAAACAGAAAUUCAGGUUACGAGGUCAAUCCUCACGAAGAUUUUGUUGUCAGCUAAUCAAAUGGUUAAAGAAAUACUGCACCCUACGCAAAGGCAAAUCGGAGGUCCUACUCCUAGCCAACGUGUGGAGACUCCAGAUUUAGAUUUGGAUUCGGAUUCGGAUUCUGAAGUUGAGGGCUGACAAAUAAGUUGUAGUUUGUUUAGCCUAUAACUUCAAUCGCUUUUAGAAUAUAUGUUCCUACUUUGUUUCGGUAUUUAGCCUAGUCUCGAGUAUCGAUGUCUACAUUUAGCUAGUGUUUGUGGAAUUUUUGCUCUACUAAAUCACUCUUCACAUGGUUGUAUAUAUAACUAUAUCUAUCUGUCUAUCAAUGAUGGCACAUUCUUAUUUA